ACACCUACGAAGUACUCUCUCCGGUCAUAUAUAGAGGGAGUACAAGAUAUUUCCAUGAAACACUUUAAUUUGGGCAUCCUAUCUCACAGAGGGAAUUUUCACACGAAGAAAUUAUAAAUAAAUCAGUUUAAUUUUCGUAGGCUUUGGUAAAAUUCUCACGUCAGGAAGGAACAGCUAUAGGUAGCGCGGCGUGGCCGUGUAAGCCUGUAAAAUAUCUCUAUUUAUUCUGCAAUUUUAUCUUGUGAACGUAAGUAACACAGGAUUGAGCAGUAGCUAGUGACGAUUAUUAAGCCAUGCACGGCGGCGGCGCCCGUGCGCUCGCGGCGGCGUUCGUGCUGGCCCUCCUCGCGGCGGCGCCGGCGGCGUCCGAGGUGGUCUGCAGCGGCCGGCGCUACGCGGCGAACAGCAGCUUCGAUGCCAGCCUCCAGCAGGUCGCCCGCACCCUCCCCGGCAACGCCUCCUCCUCCCCGCUCCUCUUCGCGACGCUCGCCGUCGCCGGCGAGGCGUACGCGCUCGCGCUCUGCCAGGGCGGCACGAGCGCGGGCUCCUGCAACUACUGCGUCGCGCAGACCAUGCGCGACGGGGAGCACGCCUGCGCCGGCGACGCCGACGUCGCCAUGUACGACGACAUCUGCACCGUCCGCUUCUCCGACCGGGACUUCCUCGCGGCCACCACCAACUCGCCGGAGAAGCUCGUCGUGGCCGGCUCGCAGUCGCAGAAGCUGGUCCCCUCCGCCGCCGGCCGCUUCUACCGCCUGGUCGGCGAGCUCCUCGACGCCACCGCGGACUACGCGGUGGCCAACUCGACGGCGCGGUUCGCCACCGGCGACGUCGGCGUCGGCGGCUACUUCGACGGCGAGCCGUUCUCCAAGAUCUACGCCUUGGCUCAGUGCACGCCGGACCUGACACCGGCGCAGUGCCGCGCGUGCCUAGCGUCGGCCAUGGAGGAGAUGACCCGGCAGGUCUUCGCCGCCAGUUCGCCGGGAGGGAAGGUCAUCGGCGAGCGCUGCGGCCUCCGGUUUGAGGUCUUCUCCUUCUACACCGUCGACGCCAUGGUGCACCUGCAGGUUGCCAUGGAAGGCAAAAAGAAAUCAACCCCGGUUCUUGCAAUUGUACUUCCGAUAGUAUUUGCUGGAUUACUCACAAUCAUAAUAGUUAGUUUUUAUAUUUGGAGGAAGAAAAGAUUGCCGACCAAAACACCACUCAUCGAAAAUACAGAGGACCUCGAAGAUUUUGAAUCUAUCUUUAUUGAUCUUUCAACAUUGCAAUCAGCAACAUCCAACUUUGAUGAAAGCAAUAGGCUUGGUGAAGGAGGAUUUGGUGUUGUUUUUAAGCGUUUGAUUGCUCAGGGUGUCUUCCCUGAUGGACAAGAAGUAGCAGUAAAGAGGCUUUCCAAUUGCUCCAAUCAAGGACUAGGACAAUUGAAGAAUGAACUGUCUUUGGUAGCCAAGUUGCAGCAUAAGAAUCUUGUUAGGCUUAUUGGUGUCUGCUUGGAAGAAGGAGAGAAGGUGCUUGUUUAUGAGUACAUGCCCAACAAGAGCUUGGAUACUGUUCUUUUCGAUCCAGAGAAAAGCAAACAACUUGACUGGGGAAAGCGAUACAAUAUUCUAUAUGGAAUUGCUCGAGGCCUACAAUAUUUGCAUGAACAUUCUCAAUUGAAGAUAAUCCAUAGGGAUUUGAAAGCAAGCAACAUUUUACUUGAUUCAGACAUGAAACCCAAGAUUGCAGAUUUUGGGAUGGCAAAGAUCUUUGGAGAUGAUCAAACCAGGAAUGCCACAAGCCGCGUUGUUGGAACGCUUGGUUACAUGUCUCCGGAAUACGCUAUGCGGGGGCAGUACUCAACGAAGCUGGAUGUCUUCAGCUUCGGCGUCCUGGUCUUGGAGAUCGUGACAGGGCGAAGGAACAGUUAUGCGGUGGUCUCUGAACAUUGCGAAGAUCUCUUCAGUCUUGUGUGGAGGCACUGGAAUGAGGGAACAGUUACAGAGAUUGUGGAUCCUUCUCUGGGCAACCACUACUCUAGAGGAGAUAUCCUGAAAUGCAUCAACAUUGGGCUUCUGUGCGUCCAGCAAAACCCAGUGGACCGGCCGCCGAUGUCAGCGAUCAUCCUUAUGCUCAGUAGUGGCACCGUCACUCUGCAAGCACCCUACAGGCCGGCAUAUAUCUUUGGCAGGAACAGGAGCUACACGGAAACAAUGGACGUUCCAUUACCUUCGGGGCCUCAUUCGUCGAUCACUGAGCUUGAACCUAGAUAAAGUCAUUGGUCAUCUAACGAUAGAAAUGGAUGGGGUUGGAAUUCAUCGGUACCCGUUGUCUCAGUCUAAUUAAGUGUCACGUCUUUAGUUGAAAAUUAGCGGUUACAUGCGCGACCAUCUUACUCUCUGUUAGAGCAUCAACGACAACCUGCGUGAAGUCAUCAAAGCACUAGGUGCAGGUCUCGUACGAUGACGUACGAUUACCAACGGGGAGAGGUAUUAAUGUAUGAUAGACUUUGCCAAAUGUUCUAUUAGAAGUGUACUCUUUUGUCAAAUGUACUUUUCUACUGAAGACUUAACUCUGUAAAUCUAUAGCAACUAGUCAAAAACUCUUCUUGUCACGGCAUUAUCACAAAAGGUACCUCAUAUUUUAUAAAUCAACAGAUAUACGAUGUGA
Messenger RNA from Oryza sativa Japonica Group (Japanese rice), 2649 nucleotides. Its product is annotated as cysteine-rich receptor-like protein kinase 6. Gene Ontology annotation, biological process: protein phosphorylation. The record is from RefSeq and is a predicted model, not a curated record. Gene Ontology annotation, molecular function: ATP binding; protein serine/threonine kinase activity. Lineage: Eukaryota; Viridiplantae; Streptophyta; Magnoliopsida; Poales; Poaceae. Gene Ontology annotation, cellular component: plasma membrane.